UCCUUUGCAGAUCUUUGAACCCCAACUGAGUCAUCGUCAACUUGGUUCAAGAUGCCACCGGCCAUCGGAGGCCCUGUGGGAUACACUCCUCCUGAAGGAGGAUGGGGAUGGGCCGUGGUCAUCGGAGCCUUCAUCUCCAUUGGGUUUUCCUACGCCUUCCCCAAAUCCAUCACCGUGUUCUUCAAAGAGAUUGAGGUCAUCUUCAACGCAUCCAGCAGCAAAGUCUCAUGGAUCUCCUCCAUCAUGCUGGCUGUCAUGUAUGCAGGAGGUCCCAUCAGCAGCAUCCUGGUGAACAAAUACGGCAGGCCGGAACCCAAUCUCUCCGGGUGCGGGCUGAUUGCAGCCUCUUUCUGCAACACGGUGGAGGAGCUCUACUUCUGCGUCGGAGUCGUAGGGGGCCUUGGACUCGCGUUUAACUUGAACCCAGCCUUAACCAUGAUCGGCAAGUACUUCUUCAAGAAGCGUCCCCUGGCUAACGGGUUGGCGAUGGCGGGGAGCCCCGUCUUCCUCUCCACUCUGGCGCCUGUGAACCAGCUCUUCUUUGGCAUAUUUGGCUGGCGUGGCAGCUUCCUCAUCCUCGGUGGUCUUCUGCUGAACUGCUGCGUCGCCGGAUCCCUGAUGCGGCCCAUAGGCCCCAAGCCGGAUCAGCUGAAGAAAGAGGCCAAUAAAGAGGUGCUGCAGGAGGCUGGGAAAGUGGUGAAAAAGGACGAUGGCGACACCAGCGCAGACCUCAUUGGCGGGAAGACCAAGAAACAGAAGAGCACGCUUUUCCAGACGAUCAACAAGUUCUUGGACCUGUCCCUGUUCACGCACAGGGGCUUCCUGCUCUAUCUGUCGGGCAACGUGAUCAUGUUCUUUGGGCUCUUCACUCCUUUGGUCUUCCUCAGCAAUUAUGCGAAGAGCAAGAAGAUUGCUAAUGAGUCUGCAGCCUUCCUGCUCUCCAUCCUGGCCUUUGUAGACAUGGUGGCCAGACCUUCCAUGGGACUGGUGGCAAACACCAAGUGGAUCAGACCCCGAGUCCAGUAUUUCUUUGCCAUCUCUGUGAUUUACAAUGGGGUGUGCCACCUCUUGGCCCCCAUGUCCACCACCUAUGCUGGCUUCUGCAUUUACGCUGGCUUCUUCGGCUUUGCCUUUGGCUGGCUGAGCUCGGUCCUGUUUGAGACCCUGAUGGACCUGGUGGGAGCACAGCGAUUUUCCAGUGCCGUCGGCCUGGUGACCAUCGUGGAGUGCUGCCCUGUGCUUCUGGGACCCCCUCUGCUAGGUAGGCUCAAUGACAUGUACGGUGACUACAAGUACACGUACUGGGCCUGUGGGAUCAUCCUGAUCGUCUCAGGGAUCUACCUCUUCAUCGGGAUGGGCAUCAACUACCGGCUGGUGGCAAAGGAGCAGAAGGUGGAGGAGAAGGCGAGGAACGAAGGGAAGGAGGAGGAGACCAACGUCGACGAGGCUGAGAAGCAGAAAGAGGCAAACAAUGACGUGGCCCCGUCACCUCAGAAGAGCUCGGAGGAUGGUGUCAAAGAGGAGGAGAGCCACAUGUGA
Cariama cristata (Red-legged seriema) is the source of this 1539-nucleotide messenger RNA. It is a transcript of the gene SLC16A1, whose product is annotated as solute carrier family 16 (monocarboxylate transporter), member 1. NCBI's taxonomy places the organism in Eukaryota, Metazoa, Chordata, Aves, Cariamiformes, Cariamidae. Gene Ontology annotation, cellular component: membrane. Gene Ontology annotation, biological process: monocarboxylic acid transport; transmembrane transport. Gene Ontology annotation, molecular function: monocarboxylic acid transmembrane transporter activity. The record is from RefSeq and is a predicted model, not a curated record.